AUGAACUUGAACACGUCUGACACACGUGCCGAUUAUAUUCCCGCAGAGAUCGAAUCGCGCAUGCGGAAAGCCUAUAAAAAAAAGAAACUCUUUCUUAGGAGUCAAAAUUCCGAGCUGUUUUCAGCGGUUCACCAGCGUGUACGUGGCGUUGGUGUUCUACUGAACAAUCCACUCUAUGGGCUACACGAAAGAAGAGAAAGAUUUUUGCUUGAAAAAGUCGAAGAGUGCCUUGGCUCCGGUGCGUUUGGCCAGGUGUACAAAGCAAUUGUGCGUAUUGAUGGCAAAAAAGAAGUCUUAGCCCUUAAAAUGCCUAAUAAGAACCUACCGCCAGAAGAACGAAAAGCAUUUCGGCAAGAAAUAGAGUUUCUCAAGCGUGUGGGAAGCCAUCCGAACAUCGUCGGUCUCAGAGGCUUUUGCUUAGAAGAGAAUAACGCUUCAAUGCUUAUCGAAUACUGUCCUUUUGGCGAUUUAAAAACUUACCUAGAUCGAAUCCGAAACGAACUCGAGAGCGCGAGCCUCUCAGAAACGAAAAUGACCAGUUUCGCAUGGCAGAUUUCGUCAGGUAUGGAGUACCUCGCUGAAAGGCGGCUCGUUCAUAGAGAUUUGGCGGCACGCAAUAUUCUAUUGGAAUCAGAUGCAAAAGUCAAAAUCACCGAUUUUGGCCUUUCCCGUGAUAUAUACACAGAAGGUUUAUACUACAAACGGUCGGCCGGUAAACUGCCGUUUCGGUGGAUGGCACUGGAAUCGUUCUCUCGAGCAGAGUAUUCGGAAAAGUCGGAUGUCUGGUCAUUCGGCGUGCUCAUGUGGGAGAUUGCGACUUUUGGUGAACAACCCUUCGGGGCUUUACCCCCAGAUGUGGUUAUUGAACAGCUUCGACAAGGCGUUCGUUUGCAUCAGCCGGAAACCUGCUCGAUAGAGCUUUAUGAGAUCAUGAAAGCAUGCUGGCAUGAAUCCCCCGAUGGCCGACCGACGUUCAGCCAGCUUAAGCAACAAUUAGACGCAUUACUGGUGCAGACCCAAGAAUACUUUAGUUUCGACGGCUAG
Varroa destructor (honeybee mite) is the source of this 1044-nucleotide messenger RNA. RefSeq lists its product as uncharacterized. The record is from RefSeq and is a predicted model, not a curated record. NCBI's taxonomy places the organism in Eukaryota, Metazoa, Arthropoda, Arachnida, Mesostigmata, Varroidae. Gene Ontology annotation, cellular component: plasma membrane; signaling receptor complex. Gene Ontology annotation, biological process: protein phosphorylation; cell surface receptor protein tyrosine kinase signaling pathway; multicellular organism development. Gene Ontology annotation, molecular function: ATP binding; transmembrane receptor protein tyrosine kinase activity; protein binding.